GGAGGGGGGUGGAAAAACGAAACCAUAGACGUCUACCUUGGCCUAGAGCGGCCCUUAAAGUGCCAGGGAGAGGAGGGCGGGCGGGGACCACCCCAGAACAGGCCGCCGGCGGUAUCAUGGCGACCCGGAACCCCCCUCCCCAAGACUAUGAAAGCGACGACGACUCUUACGAAGUGUUGGAUUUGACUGAGUAUGCGAGAAGACACCAUUGGUGGACUCGAGUGUUUGGCCACAGCUCGGGACCUAUGGUAGAAAAAUACUCAGUAGCCACCCAGAUUGUCAUGGGUGGCGUGACUGGCUGGUGUGCAGGAUUUUUGUUCCAGAAGGUUGGAAAACUUGCAGCAACUGCAGUAGGCGGUGGUUUUCUUCUCCUUCAGAUUGCCAGUCACAGUGGCUAUGUGCAGAUUGACUGGAAGAGGGUUGAAAAAGAUGUAAACAAAGCAAAAAGACAGAUUAAGAAACGAGCAAAUAAAGCAGCACCUGAAAUCAACAAUAUAAUCGAAGAAGCAACAGAAUUUAUCAAACAGAACAUUGUGAUAUCCAGUGGAUUUGUGGGAGGCUUUUUGCUGGGCCUUGCAUCUUAAGACCACGAAGGUUCCACCUUAGUGGAUUUCCAAGUGAGAAGAGAAGUGGAGCCAACGGGGUGCUCUCUCAAUAGUACUUGCCGACAGAAUCUCCAGGGCAAAGAAAAACAACUUGUUGGAAAAAACUGAACUCUCAACUUAGCAUUUUGCCAUCUGAAGCUUGGCAAACGAGUAUCUGCUGUAAAACAACCCAUUUAGUAUGUGAAUAAUAGUAUUCCUGAGCAAAACGUGGCUUCCAUCAUUUUUUUAAUUGUAACUGUGUAGAAACUAGCCUGUGAAAUAUCACUAUUAGAUGAACAUUUGGAGAGAAAAAGAGCAGUUGGACUUCUUGCCCAGGGACAUGUUAAAAUCUGUUUAAAUGUGGUGUUACUCAUUGUGCUUUAGAGUAGUAGAGUACUGAUAAUUGCAAAUUUGUGUUACUGCUUCAAUAUUAGAGCUGAAUUUUUGUUCUUUUAAGAUAAAUUUUUUUUUGUAAUAAGCUGGAGAACCACAAUGCCCUUGUGUGGAAGACUUUAGAAAUAAUAGAAUUAUUAAUGAUAUUUAAUAGAUUCUGCUGAUGGAAUUGAAAAACAAUUUUUAGGUUGUUUUUCCUGCAAUUUUUAUUUUGCUUGUGUAACAGCUGCACAUUUCAAAGAAGGCUCUUCUAAGGAAAGACAAAAUCAUGGUCUGAAGCUCUUUUUCCUUUUAUUGAUGUCUGUAGUUUUGAAAGUGUCUUCUUGUAUGUAAGCUUUUAUUUUGUGUAUUUGUUUUAUGUGUCUGCAGCCCGAGAAAAGCUCGUAAUUUUGAGGGUACAUAUAAUUGGAUCAUCAUACUAUUAACUUUGUAUGUGCCUCCAUUUUAAUUCUAAAAACCUCAAUUUGGCCCUGUCUUCUCUACCAAAAGGUUUAAAAAAUAAUUUAAAACUAUUUGGUAGUAUAGUGUGAAUUUCCUUUCUGGAGCAUUUCAGUUUUCUUUGUAAUCAAAAGAUUGUCACUUAAAGAGAAUUGUCUUCCUCAUCUAGUCCGCGAUGUAACUACCAAGACUUCAGGCUUUUUUUGGUCUCAUUAUGUUGCUUGAACACCAGAACAGUUUACUUAUUUCUCAGGGCCGGUGUCACACUCCCUCAGAGGCUGCUUGACCCAUAGAAGCUUUUUGAAUUUUAGUUUUGUCCACAGAAUUCUAGGCUGGAGUUGGGCAAAAAGGUAGGGCAAUGUAAAUUGGAGUCUUUAGGUUGAAAGGCUUGACCAUGUAUGUUUCAUAGGAAGCUCCUGUAAUCUGUGUGUGUAUUAUAAACAUAGGACAUAUCAUGCUUCCAGGACUGGUUACAGGCUGUGUGUUUGCAUUAUCACAAGACUCCUGACAAUUAAAUGUGAACUCAAUCUGAAUUUACUGCAUUAUUGUCAUUAGUGCCUCAAAUAUAAUGCUGAAUAAAUCUCAGACUUUCUUAA
Ochotona princeps (American pika) is the source of this 2011-nucleotide messenger RNA. RefSeq names its product FUN14 domain containing 1 (gene FUNDC1). Bases 117 to 584 code for a protein of 155 amino acids. The transcript is spliced from 5 exons. Gene Ontology annotation, biological process: autophagy of mitochondrion. The record is from RefSeq and is a predicted model, not a curated record. Gene Ontology annotation, cellular component: mitochondrial outer membrane. NCBI's taxonomy places the organism in Eukaryota, Metazoa, Chordata, Mammalia, Lagomorpha, Ochotonidae.